Molecule: messenger RNA, 1946 nt
Organism: Entelurus aequoreus (snake pipefish)
Lineage: Eukaryota; Metazoa; Chordata; Actinopteri; Syngnathiformes; Syngnathidae
Exons: 12
Coding region: 1008-1754 (248 amino acids)
Source: RefSeq, a predicted model, not a curated record
CAAACUAAACCGGCGCGCGCCGCCUAGAGUUAUAGACUCCGCCUACGCGCGCUGAGCCGACCAAUGUCUGCACCCGCAGACGUGGACGCGCCUACUAGCGUGUACGCGCAUGAGCCAAGAUCUCUGGACUUUCUUUGCUGGAACACGAACGUAAGUAUAGAUUUAUUGAUUUAUUGCUACAUUCGCAGUAAAGAUCGGCCUUUGUGUUUCCAUAAUCAUUUAUGUAUGAUUGUAAUGACGUUGUUUGAUAUUAGGACUAGCAGUAAAACUUUAUAUUCUGUAAAAAAAGGCUUUUAUUUCCAGCGCCGCCUCCCAGAAUGCUUUGCAUGGGGACGUGCGUCUGACGUCACGUAUUCAGAAAAUUCGAAAUGGCUGCACGUGGGAGGUGAGGCCCGAGCGAAGAAAAGUGGAAAAGAGUGUUAUUCGUCAAAAAACCCACACGACGACGGUCAUUUUUUCGCCGUGCUAUUGUAAAAUUGUCUUUUAUCUGUGUUUUAACUUAGGCUAUCUUUUGUUAGACGCUGUGAAUGUGUGUAGGUUACAUGCUACGAUAUUCCACAUAUUUCCAACUGGUUGAAAUGAAAGCGUAUUACUUUAUUGUCAGUGUUGUUUAGGCCCAGGUCGCUAUUACUUCGUUAUAACAACGUAACGUUAACAGAGUGGAAACAGCCGUUCUUUGCUAUUAAUAUGAGUGUGUAUUAUUUCUUUCUUUGUUCUUUAGUGGAGCUCGAGAUCCUGUUUACUGUGGACUAGCUGUGUGUGACGCCAUGUUGUUUUUGUUUCCAUUACAAAAAAAAAGCUCCACCGUCUCGCCGAGUGCCAGCAAGAGUCAUGAGUACUUGUCAACUCGACUCCUCAACUGGAGAUAACUUUCUAGCACCUCACCAUGGGGAAGGAUGUAUUCAUAUGCCUUCACCAGCACCUGCAUUAAACAUGCAUAGAGUUACACAAGUUCUUACCACCUUGGGGCACCAUUCAGGGUGCCUUUUCAUCUGAUUAAAUUUAUAAUGAACAGGGACAUUGCGGUUGUCCCAAGUGGAUGGUAUGAUGACAGGAUGGUUUUCUGGCCCAGCUAUAAAAACACCGACAGAAUUGAAAGGGCAGCUUUAAAUGAGGAGCAGCAUGAGCCAAACUGGCCAAGAUUUGACGUUUCUGUUGUCCGAACUUGUGACAACUACAAAGACGCAUUAAAAAUAAUGCAACAAUAUGGAAAGGGCUGCGACACCUCAGACCUGCAAUCUGAGGCAGAGAACGAGGAGCUGCCAGAAAAAAGGAACAGGAAGCCAGUCCAUCGUCUCGGGGACUCAGAUGAUAGCGAAGAAGACCCGAGAAAUAGUGACCUCACAUCUCUGGGGUUGACAAGCCAAUUGCACAGGCAGACUCCACCGUCUCACCGAGUGCCAGCAAGAGUCAUGAGUACUUGUCAACUCGACUCCUCAACUGGAGAUAACUUUCUAGCACCUCACCAUGGGGAAGGACGCAUUCAUAUGCCUUCACCAGCACCUGCAUUAAACAUGCAGAGAGUUACACAAGGAACGGCAGUCCCUCCUCGACUCCCUCCACCCCCCUCACCAGCAGCCCUCAACCUGUGGCAGACAGAGGAGCCUGGAUCCAGCCUGGCCUACAGGCCAACAUGGCGAGGGGGAAGAAUGGCCGACAACAUUUCCUGCUCUGCGCCUGAGGUAAUCCACAUCCUUAGCCUGCUGGAAACUAUUAAGCACAACCAAGACCAGCUGAUUGCGAAGGUGCUCUGAGUAAAAAUGUGUUGACAAGGUCAGCCACGGACGCUGAGGUCACCAAACACGCCAUCAGGUGGUUCAACUUGGCGGGGGAUCGGGCAACGAGGAGACGAGUCCCGCUUCCACCUCCUCAGGAGGAAUAGAGAUGUAUAUGUAUAAAUAAACAACCUUUUAUUGGACUUCUUGUCAUUCACCAGUUAUUCAUUU